AUAGUUCACACAGAUUAGUGCCUAAACCCUAGUAAAUUAUAAACACAUUCACAUAACGUAAUUUAAAAAAAAAAACACACUCUCAAAACUCAUAAUUGUUUUUGUUUAUGAGACUGAAGAAGCAGAAGAAUAUGGGGAGAAGAAACAACGGCGGUGGUGGUGGUGGCGGCGGAGGAGGAGGAAGGUCUCUGCAAUUUGCUCUUCGCCGACGAGUUGAAUCAUGCAAAUCAAAGUACACAACCCCCGAAGAAAUCGUCGAUCAUCUUCGCUCCAAUUACCCUGAUUACCACCGAACUAAGGGCCAACAACUCCUUCGAUUUGUUAACGAUGCUCUUCAAUUCUCCAAUAAUACUCCCUCACGGAAACCUAACCAGAAAAGCAAUGCCGCCGCCGACGAAGAUGACGACGAUGAUGAUGAAGAAGAGUAUCGAAAUUCUUCUCGAAAGAGACGUAAGGAUAUUAUUACCGAUGAAUGUGAAGCUCGAUUGCAGAAAAUUGAAUCUCUUCAUAUCAAAUCAAGGAUGAGUAAGCAGAUUCCAUCAUCUUCCUCCGAACCUGCUUCCAAUAACAGUGAAGAUGGUGAGGACGGUGCAGUUUCGACUUCAGAGGACGCGAUUUAUAGUGAGAAAGUUGAACCUGCUUUUGAUUUGAUGAAAGACAUGCUGCGAAAUUCAUAUACAGGGGCGAAAACGGUACCUGUGGUGGUGGCGGAGGAAAAGAAUGUCGAAUUGGAUAUGGGGAAUUCAAGUAAAGCUACUAUUACUGUUAAUAGGAAUGGCGGUGAACCACCGAAGUUGUAUCGGACUACAAAGAUACGAUUGAAGGGUUUGGGUACGGGUUCUAAUGUUGCCGGUGGUGGCGGUGUUGGUGUUGUUGAGAUGAAAGGGAAGGAGGGUCCAAUGUUUAAGGAUUUGGGUGGGAUGAAAGAUAUAUUGGAAGAAUUGAUGAUGGAUAUUGUGUCAUUGUGCAAUCCUCAAUUGCCUAGACAUUUGGGAGUGAAACCGGUGACUGGAAUUUUGUUACAUGGACCACCUGGUUGUGGAAAGACUAGACUUGCUCAUGCUAUAGCGAAUGAAACCGGUCUUCCUUUUCAUCAUAUUUCGGCUACGGAGGUUGUUUCUGGAGUCUCAGGUGCAUCCGAAGAAUAUAUUAGGGAGCUUUUUGAUAAAGCAAAAAGGACUGCUCCGUCAAUUGUCUUUAUUGAUGAGAUUGAUGCAAUUGCUUCGAAAAGAGAGAAUUUACAGCGUGAAAUGGAGAAACGAAUUGUGACCCAGUUAAUGACUUCCAUGGAUGAGCCGGAGAGUUCUGAUGAACCUCGUGGCUAUGUUCUUGUAAUUGGAGCCACAAAUAGGCCUGAUUCUCUUGACCCUGCUCUUAGACGGCCUGGUAGGUUUGAUCGUGAGUUUUUGGUUGGCGUUCCUGACGAAUCUUCCAGGGAGGAGAUCCUUUCCGUGCUUACUCGCAAUCUUAAACUUGAUGGUUCAUUUGAUCUGCGCAAAAUAGCCAGGUCUACGCCAGGAUUUGUUGGUGCUGAUUUGGCAGCUCUGGCUAACAAAGCUGGUAAUCUGGCAAUGAAGAGGAUAAUUGAUGAAAGGAAACGUGAAUUAUCUCAAGAUCUCAUGAGCGAGAAUACAAAAGGCUGGUGGAGAGAACCUUGGUUGCCUGAAGAAAUAAAUAAGCUUGCUAUCAAGAUGUCUGAUUUUGAGGAAGCAGCCAAAAUGGUGCAACCUUCAGCAAGAAGAGAAGGGUUCUCUUCCAUUCCUAAUGUCAAAUGGGAAGAUGUUGGUGGGCUUGAUAUUUUAAGGCAUGAGUUUGAUCGCUACAUUGUAAGGCGUAUAAAAUAUCCUGAGUAUUAUGAGGGAAUUGGGAUGAAUCUUGAAUCUGGAUUCUUGCUUUAUGGACCUCCGGGUUGUGGUAAAACACUGAUUGCCAAGGCUGUUGCCAAUGAGGCUGGAGCUAAUUUCAUUCAUAUCAAGGGACCUGAGCUUCUAAAUAAAUAUGUUGGGGAAAGUGAGCUUGCAGUGCGGACAUUGUUUAAUCGUGCAAGGACUUGUGCACCAUGUGUACUAUUUUUUGAUGAGGUUGAUGCUCUGACUACUGAACGCGGUAAAGAAGGUGGAUGGGUUAUUGAAAGACUAUUGAACCAGUUGCUUAUCGAGUUAGAUGGCGCUGAGCAGCGGAGAGGCGUUUUUGUGAUUGGUGCAACAAAUAGGCCUGAGGUGAUGGACCGCGCUCUCUUACGGCCUGGCAGGUUUGGUAAACUGCUUUAUGUUCCUCUUCCAAGUCCAGACGACCGUGUUUUGAUUUUGAAAGCUCUUGCAAGAAAUAAACAUAUUGAUUCUAGUGUGGAUUUGAGUGCCAUUGGAAGAAUGGAAGCAUGUGAAAACCUUAGUGGUGCUGAUCUUGCAGAAUUGAUGAACGAAGCAGUAAUGGCUGCUCUUGAUGAGAAGUUGGCCUCAAUUGAGACAACUUGUGAAUCAUUGACCAUUAGGACAAGUCAUUUUGAAGUAGCACUAAGUAAAGUUUCUCCAUCCGUGUCGGACAAGCAAAGGCAGUACUAUGAGCGUUUGUCAAGAAGCCUUAAAGCGGCAUGAGAGGCACGGGUAGCACGGCGAUGCCUUGUUCUGUUUCUUUACAGUAGGUGAUUAUUAUCUUGAGGAGAAGGUGAAGAAAACCAUUUUUGUUGGAGUGUAGUGAAGUUAGGUUUUGUAUUUGCGUGUUUAUGAUAAGUAUGUUUUUUGUGUAAUCAAGAUUCAUUCGGCAAAAAUUUAGGUGAUUAUUAUCCUGAGGAAAAGGUGAAGAAAGCCAUUAACAACCAAUGCAUAAAAAAAAGGCGAAGAAAAUAAUUUUUGUGGAGUGUAGUGAAGUUUGUGCAACCAAGAUUGAAUUUUUGCCAAAUGGCUGUAAUAUGGUUCACUUAUUCCUUUCACGUAGUAUGGGACCUUUCACAAUCACAUAGUAUGGGAUUUGUUGCAACCAAUGUACUAGAAUAUCAAUAAGAAAAAUGACAUAAAUUGCCUUUCUGCGUUUGCAUUUGCAUCA
Molecule: messenger RNA, 3042 nt
Organism: Trifolium pratense (red clover)
Lineage: Eukaryota; Viridiplantae; Streptophyta; Magnoliopsida; Fabales; Fabaceae
Product: cell division control protein 48 homolog C-like
Exons: 10
Coding region: 108-2594 (828 amino acids)
Biological process (GO): ribosome biogenesis
Cellular component (GO): nucleus
Molecular function (GO): preribosome binding; ATP hydrolysis activity; ATP binding
Source: RefSeq, a predicted model, not a curated record